CCCAGCCCGGGACACCCACACCGCUGACUGAGAAGUCGUUCGGACCUGGGGGUUUUGUUCGCAGACGAGCGCUGAAGCCAUGAUGAUCACCGCGCUGUAAUGCUGCCCUGCUGCUGGGCUCUGGUCUCACCAGCUCAUUCAUCCUCCCCAUCAGCAGCAGUGCAGUGCUAUGGAUCCAUAAGCUAAACAAGCCGCUGCGCUCCUGUCAUCCUACCUGCUCACGGCACCAUCCGCAGCUCCCAGCCGCUCACAUCAGCACCGAGAGAGAGCCUUUAAUAAACCGGAUUAUAGCCGCAAGGCGACGCGAGGAGGCGCGGAGGUGGAAUUAUGAAGCGCUGGCGCCAUGUCUAAGGCUACGGUCAAGAAGCUACACUGGCGCUCCAAAGUUCAGGAGAGCUUUGUCCCUCUGGGCGGAGCCUCAGGGGAGCUAGGUGUGGCCAUCGGGGGUGGUGCCGACUAUGGUGAGUUUCCGUUCGUCACAGCUGCCCCUGGAGGUGGCGCCACAGUGGGAGAUAUCAUUCUGGAGAUUGGCGGCACUCCUGUCCUGGGAAUGACUCUGGGAGACGUCAGAGGGGUUCUGAAUUCGUGUCCUCAUCCCAUUCGCAUCAAAACCGUCUCACCAGGCUCCACUCUGUGUAAAGACCUGAGGUUAUAUCUGAGCAAGUGCUUUACACCUGGAUCCAUGGACAGCCAGCUGCAGCAGGUCAUACGGGAGAACCUUUACCUUCGGGCGGUACCCUGUACCACCAGACAGCCACGGGAUGGGGAGAUCUCUGGAGUGGACUACAACUUUGUCUCCAUUGAGGAGUUCUUUUCAUUAGAAGAGUCAGGAGCUCUGUUAGAGAGCGGCAAGUUCAAAGGGAACUACUACGGUACACCACGGCCGGUCCACAUUGGGCCUGAUAGCCCUCCUAUCACCUACCAAGAGCACCGCAACCUGCUGAGAAAUUUCCGCACACGCAGCAAGUCCCUUAGCAACCUUGAGAAAGCCGUAGAGGAGGGGGACAACAGUGAGGAAGACUCGGGUCUCUCAGCAGGAUCUGCAGGGGCGAGCAGUGCCCCUCCUACUACUAUUGUUUCACCCAAUCAGACGUGGGACCCCAGUGGGGCUCGGGAUGGUGUUCCAUUGGAAAAUGGUGCCCGUGGUGGGACGUUGCCAGAAAACUGGGAGAUGGCAUUUAGUGACUCAGGAGAACCCUACUACAUUAAUCAUAACUCAAAGAUGACAAGCUGGCUGGACCCACGGACUCACAACAAAGAGGUGUUGAGCAAGACAGAGCUGCCUCCAUUUACAGAUCAGCCAGCUGACUUGAAGGGCUAUUCCAUACACACGCGCCUAUCCAAAGGGCCACGAGGUUUCGGCUUUAACAUUGUGGGGGGCAGCAGACCCAGAGAAUUCCUCCAGGUGUACAGCGUCACCCCGGGAGGCCCACCUGCACUAAACACAGCGGAUAUUCUGGUCUACAUCAAUGACACAUGUGUGCUGGGUAUGUCCCAUAAGGAGGUGGUGGAGAUCUUAAAGGGUGUGCCCAUGAACCACAGUGUUGAUGUGGUGGUGCGUAGAGGUUAUCCAAUGCUUUACAACCCUGAUGGCUGCCCCAAGACAAGCCUUUCCUCGAAUACUGACUCUACACCAGGUUCUGCCCAGGCUCCACUCCCCAACCUUAAUCGCACCACUUCACUACACAACGGUUUCUACCCCCGCAUGCACAAAGAGCCUUUGGACACAAAUGGUAAUGCAGCACCCCCACCUACCUACCAGAUACCCAAUGGAAAUGUAGUGGAUGGAACUGUAGGGUUGACAGGCAUCGUCCCAAACACGCAAACUGGACGAUCGGAGAGACUGAGCUCCAGCCACAGUGAUACUGAGGUCUGCGCUGUGGUUACACGCAGAGCCUCGCUCAUCCGCAGCUACAACAACAAGACCCUCCCGGCCCCUACUCUGGCCCACCAGAGCUCCAAGUCUUCCGAAAGCGAUCUAUCCAGCGGUGCCCUUCCUUUGCCGCAGCCCGAGGUCGGAGCUGCACCCAUGCCACCGGGCGCCCCCAGCGCCCAACGCCCACACGUGCCCCCAACCGAGCUACCACCCUGUGGCUUCAAUGGCUGCCCAGCCAGCAAUCCUCCUAGGCCCGCCCCAGGCGUCCCUGGAUUCCCUGGGGCCGGCACAGGUGGCGAACUGGUGCCAGUCGCUGUGGGGCGAAGCGAGGGAGGGGGCAUGGGCUUCAGCGUGACGGCAGGCGGGCAGGGCGGGCAGUUGGCGCUGAUCAAGAGGGUGUGGGACCGGCGCCAGUGCCCGUCCCUGCAGCCUGGUGACGCUAUCAUCAAGAUCAAUGGUGCUGACGUGCAGAGCCUCAGCUUUGCACAGGUGCAGAGAGUGUUGCAGGAACAUACUAGACAGGGUGAGGUGAUUUUAUUGGUUUACAGAGGAGGAAAUGUCUCUUCACCCGUCUCCCCAAACUCAUACAACAGUGUUCCUCAGACGCAGGGUCCUCCAGAUUUAACCUCUCCUUCCUCAGAUGGCCCCAUCACCAGCCAAAGCACCCUCUCCCCCCAGUCACCUUCCACUGACAUCACUUCUCUGAUCCAAAGCACCAGCUUUCUGGACUCUGUGCCUGUCACGUUAACCAUGGAACCGCGGGACUGGAUGGGGAUGGAGGACGGUGCCAUGCAGGGUCCUCGGCAGCCGUCCACCAACGCUCUAGGAGCCGUGUCCAAAACACAGCACGAGGGGAGAGUAGGAGCACCAUCCAAAUCCUUAGAAGUGGAGCUCAGAAGAAGGACCGGAGAGGGCUUCGGCUUUAUCAUUGCCACCCAGGACAUUUCGAAUGGAUCAUCGUCGCUGUUCUCUCAUAGGUUUGUGACGGUGCGAAGGGGAAGUCCAGCAGCACGGAGUGGUCAGAUCCAGCAAGGUGAUCAGCUGGAAGCAGUGGAAGGUCGUUCAGUGGUCACCCUGCCUCACAGAGACCUGGCUCAAAUCCUGAGACGAGCAGGAAACACACUCCGCCUCACCAUCACACCGAGAUCCAACGCCAAUGCUUCUAACCUGGCAGAAUACACAGACUUUGAUGCAGAGAGCAAAUUAAGAAAGGGCCACAUAACAAGACAGAAGGACCCUCGGCACUAUAGUGUGGAUCUGGAGAGGGGUCCAACAGGCUUUGGCUUUAGUCUGAGAGGAGGGAGUGAAUACAACAUGGGACUCUAUGUGCUGGGACUGAUGGAGGGUGGACCGGCAUCUCGGAGCCAGAAGAUACAGGUGAGCGAUCAACUGGUGGAGAUUAAUGGUGACGGUACAGUCGGCAUGACGCACAGCCAGGCUGUGGAACAGAUCCGUAAAGGAGGACACCGCAUCCACCUCAUUCUUAAGAGAGGAAACGGAUAUGUACCAGACUACGACCAUGAAGAUGGAGCGGCCUCCCCCUCCUCCCUCUGCCAUGAGGAGCAAGCUGAAACUGGAGUUGCUUUCUCCAUGCCUAAAAGCAUCGAGAAAGAGGUGAAAAAAGCAUCCAAGAGGCGAGAGGAGCAAAUGAAAGGAGCGAGCGGCCGAGAGAGGGCAGAGGAGGAGAGGCGGGGCACUCCUGAUACCGAGCAGGCUUUGGCUGACAUGGCUAGCAUCACAGCAAGCUCCCACUCGGAGAGGAAGCGAGAGAGAGAGAAACCAACUCAGAGUUCAACCAAAAAGGCUCCUAGGGGUACAGAGGGAGGGGAAGAGGGUGUGCAGAGAAGAGAGAGGAGGGAGAGGGACAAGGAACAAGGAAGGGACAAGAGAAGGGGUUCAGGGGGCAGAAGGAGCAGCGGGAAAGGUGGAGAGGAAAGGAAGUUAGAGCAGGAAGGCCAACAGUCAGAGGCAAUCGUUAGGAAACGCAGAGAUGAAAAGAGGGAAAGGAAAAAGUCUGAAAAGAGGGAAGACCUCAACGUUGAUCUUGCCAAGGGCUCAGAAGAGUUGUCAGGGGGCAGGCAGAGAGCACCGUUUUCCUUCCUCAUGCCUCUGGAUGAUGGCAACCUUUCCGAUGCUGAAUCUGCGCUCAGCUUCUCCGAGGUCAGCAUCUCUGCGGCUAGCAUAUCCUUUGUAGGGACGCAGUGGCCCUUUGACUCCAGCAACUCCCAGGAGGUCCCUGCAACCCCAAAUCUGUCCCCAGGUCCCUGGCUUGUCCCCAGUCCCCGCAAACUCUCUCAGGUCUUGGAUGAUAGCAGGUUGAGCCAGUGUAAAGGAGGCCUGUGGUUCUGAAUUCCCUCUCCAAACUCUCUUUUCUCACACACUCUCUUAAACCACAAGCAUCAUCUUAUUACAACUUCAACUUCCUGUGUUUUCAUUGUCAAGAAAUUUAAAGAAUUGCCACAGUCCCGGAGGUAUGCAGUCCAGACAAACUGAAAUGAUGUGUUAGUGCCACCCAGAGGCCUCUGAAGGAAACGAAGAGAGCAUGUUGUCUUGAUGCAAUUCUUCUGAUUGGUUGCAAGGCAAGUUCAUGUGUGUAUGUAGUCAUAAUCUUUGCAGCAUGUAUCGUUAUUUUCUUUCAGAUUUUUUGACAUUAUUUUGAUAUUUUCUUUUCUUAUGAAUGCAUCAAGAUUCUAUUACAGAACUAGAGGAAGAUUUAUUUAAAAUCUGUAUUCGCUGCUUGCUUUUCUGCGAUCAGACUGUAACCCUCUUUCCCGCUAUGUGCAUCGGUUAAGCUGUCCUUGCUGGGGAAAAGGACGGGGAAAGAACUGUUUUAUUACGGGGCUAGUGAGCCAUCUCAGACUUCUCCAGGUGCCUUCUGCUUCUUUAGCUGGUGUUUACCAAAAAAGAAAAAAAAAGAGACAGAAUUAAAGAAUUAAACAGAGAAAAGAUUAAAUAACGUAGCGAAGUAGAGAGUGUGCAAUUGAGCAUUCUUCUGCCUCUUGAACUAUACGCCUUUGCAGAACUCAGUACACAAGACAGAGGAAAAUAGUGCACACAUUCUGCAACCAGUCAGCGAGUCAUUACAAGUGCCUCAUGUGAUAUUCCUUUACGUCAAACACUAGACUUCUCCUAAGACGUCUGUGUGAAUUCAGGACUCCAGAGUUUUGCUUUUACAUGUCAUGCUUAUAUUUGUGUUUGAGUUUAGAUUCACUGUUUUAAAGCCAUUUCAGAUUCCCCAAACAUUUGCAGAAAAAAAAGGAAAAUUCAAAUGAAGGCCAAUAUGAUUCAACCCUCUUAGCCCUCCUCUAUUCCACCUUAGCCACUUUAGCUUCAUGUCAAUCCCUCGUUUCAGGAGAUUAUAAAAAGGGCAUUUUGAUACUGGUCUUCUAUGCAUUUUGUAAGACUUACUGAUCAAAAAUGCGGUGGUGUUUUUUUAUUUAUUUUGCCAGGCCAAGAUUGGUAUUAUUGUGUAAUCUUUAAGCGCAGACAAGUUGCUGGAAUGUAAAUGACAUGGAACAAAAGCGAACUGGUCACCUAGAAUCAGACCUGCUGCAACACCAGCUUAUGCAUCGCUCUUUACCUCUGACUGUCUUAGCAAUAAGAGGCCAUCUCCCUGUUUUCUGUUUCAGUAUACACGUCGUAGCUUUAUCCCAGAACCUCCCUACAGAGCAGUAUUUAACAUAGAAAUACAGCAGACAAAAAGAAGUAUGUCUUAAUACAUUUGUAAGAUACAGUUGCAAAAAAAGAUCUGUGAACCCUUUGAAGUUACUUUGAUUUUUGCAUUGACUGGACUUGAAACAAUUGCCUGGACUUUAAGUUAUAAUACACAAACAAGUGUACCUUUAAUGUCUUUCUUAAACAAGUAUUCAUGUUUGAUGUUGUUAUCCUUCUUGAAAGAUGGGAGACAAAACAAAGGAUUAAGGACCCACCUGUGACUCUUUAUUAAAAGCUAAUACAGACAAAACCAUCGGAUGAACUCAAAACAAAUGAAUAAAGAGUGCAGCAAUAACCAGACAACAACAUCAAAACAAGAUCCAAAGCCAAGUUAGUAAACACAGUCUGAGUUAUGCUGAAGAUUCUAGGCUGCCAAAACACUUAAUGCUGUAUAGAACUUACCCAGCUUGUCAAUACUACUCUUACUUGUCAAUAAUCAAAUUUAAGCUACAACACCCUUUAGUCUGUGACCAGGAAAGUGAUUAAUGUCAUCUUUUUAAGAUAUCUGAGUUUUCUAGAUGUGUGCUUAGGAAUGAAGGAACUAGUAGGUAGAAGCCUUGUACAACAAGGAAAGAUCUCACUCACUCACCUUCUUAACCGCUUAUCCAAUUAGGGUCACGCGCACAGGGGGGGGUGCUGGAUCCUAUCCCAGCUUUUCAAUGGGCGCAAGGCACACAGUAACACCCUGGACGGGGCACCAGUCCAUCGCAGGGCAGACAGACAUACACACACACAUACACACCCAUUCACCUAUAGGGCAAUUUAGUGUCUCCAAUUAACCUGACUGCAUGUUUUUUGGACUGUGGGAGGAAACCGGAGUUCCCGGAGGAAAAGCACGCAGACACGAAGAGAACAUGCAAACUCCGCACAGAAGGGACCCGGACCGACCCGCCUCGUGAUCGAACCCAGGACCUUCUUGCUGUGAGGCCACCCAAGGAAAGAUCUGUGUACCUUAAAUUAUUUUUUUUUUUUACUGUAGGUAGGCUAAGGUUUAACAAACUUUCUGUUUUCACCCUGACAGGCAUUAGUCGCUUGCAUAGUGGUACAACAGAUGGUGUAAAUGUAGAUGCUUUUACCAGUUUAUAUAACACUUUAUUUCAUUUUUUUACAGUACUAAUUAGUCUCUUUUAAGUGACAUUUAUACAAAGUGAUGCUUUAGUGAGGUCUUCUCAUUCCAUGUAUCUUCAGUAUUCAGUCCUGUGUCAUUUUUUAAAUAUUUGGAUCUUGGAGAGGAACUAGAAAUUAAGGAAAGGGGAGAGGGAAAAAGAGAGAGAGAGAAAUAAAUGAUCAAAAAUUAUGUUCAGAUGUUGCCCAAAAAUUCAGGCAAGGCUGCUUUUGCAACUUGUAUUUAUUACACGUCUUUAGUAGCAGUGAUGUUACUGGUAUCUUUGGAUAAGACAGUGAGGGAAGUUUUAAACCGUGUUAACCAUGCUUUUUCUUGAUUUUUCCACCCGACAGUAUAUAGUGUAGACAGUAGUUAGAGAAGUAGCAGAACAGCUGGAUAAUUAGGAAAAAGAUAACUAAAGGUGAAGGCAUUUGCAGCGUGGCAUGACUGGCCAUGCCUCCACCACACUUUUGUUUUUGCAGUUUUAAGGUUUAGGUAAACCAUGGGACAGCUGGGAUGCUGUUUUUUGGUGUUAGUAUGCAUUUUUUUUUUCUCUAAAUGUUGCAUUUCAGCAAAAAGGUCCAUUUUUGUCCCAGUCGUUUACAGAGCAUAGUCUCUGUAGAGAACAGUGGUUUUGUUAUUGUUCCUCUCCCAUUAACAGUGAAAAAUACACCUACUCUUUUUGUAAUCUUUGCGAGAUACCCGCGAGAUACCCAUCUCAGAGAAAUGAGCAAGAGCAGAGAAUUUCUAUUACUAAAUUUAGACAAAUUGUAGUUUUGUGGAUUGAUUAGUAGGUUAAUAAGCAAGUAUUAGUUUAAAGCAUCCAUACAAUGUAUCCAGAAUCCAAAGUCCUUUGAAAUUCAGCUGGGGAAAAUGCUUUAUAUGAACAGAUAUUUUCCAAGUGUAGAUUCAGAUGUUCAACCCACUUCAACACACACCUCCAGUCUCACCUAUUUAUUGAAACAAAGCAUGAAAAUACAUGAAAUUACAAUUAUUUGUAUUGUUUAUCUAUCGUUAAGACUCGGUUAUAUAUUCAUGUUAUAUAUUCAUAACGUGACAAUUUAAUGAAUAAUUCUGGGCAUAAAUUUAAGUAAUAACAAAUGGUUUACAAACUUUUUUUGCAACUGCAUUAAUAUCACUGGUAAAUGCUUAUGCAAGAUGUACCACCCAUUAAUAUGUAACAGCAUGUCAUAAGCACUUAUCUAUAUAUGUUAUAAAUAUAUAACAAAUGUAUUACGAGGAUUUUAACUAAAGUUUGAUAUUGUUUAAGUUCUCUGUCCUGAUGGAGAUUUUGUACUUGAUAUAUAAAAGGGCAAUCCUGGGGAAAAUACAUAAUUUGUUUAGAAUAAUGAUAAGCAGUGUAGGUGUUUAGUAGUAUUUUUAAUUCUAAAGAGAGGCAUUAUUGUAGCAGUAUUCAUAUAAAACAAAAGUCUUUAUACCAGAACAAUAUUCUAUUCUGAUUUGUCAGCCACCAACAUAUCAGAAACAGUAUAUGUAGCACAGAAAAUAGUAUUCUACAAGGUAUGUUUACAGUACUGUAUUAUAAUAAUAUUGUAUUACUAUAAACUGGCACAGAAAAGAUUAAGGUGCCAAUUUCUUCCAAAACAAAUAUGAAUUAAGAACAAUUAGUUUAUAAGAAGAAAAGUACUUCAAAGUUGCAUGACUGUUAGAUGUACUAUGAGCAUCACAUUAUAGAAAAGGACUAUUUACAGUCCUGACCCGAUUUUUUUAUAUUGUCCUGGCCCCUCUGUCACUGUCAUAAUGUAAUGUGGUGAAAUGUGCAAUGCUUUUUAAUGAUCCUGUUAACCAUUGAUUAGAAAACAUAGCAUGAUGGCACACUAGUGCUUUUUAUAGGCCUGAAUUAAGCAGGUUCCUUCCUUAUUAUUACCAUGGCAAAUGGUCACCUGGAGUGCCAACGUAUAAGUAUGCAAUGUGCAAGAUAAAUAGCAUGCCGGGUAAACACUAUCGGAGGUGUUGUUGAUCUUAAAAUUUAUCUCAGUCUCUUAGAUACAGUGUCUUGAUGAAGUAUUCAUACCCAACCUUUUUCUUUUGUUUCAAACUGAUUGACUAAACACUUUCAAUGUUUGAACAAAUUACUUAUUUAAUAGGUCCAAAAAGAAAGAAAAUUAUAAAUAGAUAUGUUUGGCAGUUUAUACAGGUAGCUUAGUUCAUUUUAAACAAAUAUGAUAGACCAAUUUGGGACCAUUCUGGUGGUGGUUUAAAGCACUUUUAUAUUCUCUUUAUGUGUGUUAAACAGGAAAAUGAUUGACACUUUCUGAGCCACUCAAUUACAUUAAUUGUCUUAAUUUUUAAAUCACCCUUGUGUUGCUUUGGCAGUGUGCUUUUAGUCGAUGUGUUUAAAAUGUCUUUCCUGUUUAAGCUUUAUUCCAUACUUUGUAUCAUACAUUUUUCUAUUAAUACUGACAUACUUUACAAUGAGCAUAUAUGCCACAAAUAAUGCAUAAAACACAAGCUAAAUGUUUUCAAAUCUUUAUAUUUGGUAAAACGUUUUAAUGAAAGGCUUCUUCCUUGCUAUGCCUCUGUAAAUAUCACAGAUACAUACACAACUUGAAGUAACAGUGGUCAAGUUUGGCUGUAAUUUAAUGUUUUCUCUUAAAUUCUUGAUUUUGAACUUUGGAUGUUGUUGAGUGUUGCUUUGAUUUCAUGAGAUGGUCCUAAAUCCUCCCAGAUAAAAUUUUUGAUUUGAUUUUGAUUUGUUGUGUAUGUAGUCACUACUGUACCUCAAGGUUAUUUAUUAUUGUAAUUUCAUGGAUAUGAAAGCUGAUCCACAAAAGUAUUGUUAGUUAGUACAUGAGCAAGUUUUUUGUUAGACUUUGGUCUUGGCUGUUAAUUACAUGUAAUGUAUACUUUUUUCACUGCAAAUUUAUAUGUAUUAUAUAAUAAAGUUUUUUGGGCUAAAUACUUUUUUCAAGACACUGUAAAUUCUAAGUUAAAAGUUAAGAGGUAAAACUUUGAAGAAGGAGCCAUAAUAUGAGCCAAUCAGUGUAUUAAUUAAAGGUGCCAUGUUUUGAUACUACAUCUCAUGAAGUCAGCCUACUUGCAGAGCAACUGCGCUGUUAAAAUGCUAAUUAAAGAUGUCAUCCUCAUUACCUUUGCUGAAAGGAAUAAGGUCUUUGUUCUUGUGUUUUGUAAAUGUCUACAUUUGAAUUGUUAAAUGUGAAAGUCAAGGUUCGGCUUUGAAUUUCAACUUGAAUUUAUUACAUACGCCUUGCAAGGAGUCAGCCAUUGUACAGAACAUGUUAACCGUGCUUAUUCUUGAGUUUCUCACCAGACUGUAUAUACUGUAGACAGUAGUUAGAGAAGUAGCAGAACAGCUGGAUAAUUAGGAGAAAGAUAACUGAAGGAGAGGGCAUUUGUGACGUGGCAUGACUGGCCAUGCUUUCACCACAUGUUUGUUUUUGCAGUUUUAAGCUUUAGGUGAAACCAUGGGACUGUAUUUUUAUACAGGCUUCUUCUGUAUUGCAAAUAGCACUGCAGCUGAUCAAAUGGGGUUCAGGUAUUGCUUCAGGUUUAAAAAUAGCUAAUAGGUCAAUGAAGCUGCAAAAGCGAAGUUGUAAGUUUGAAUGGCGAUAAGCUAAUUUAGUCACUGUUAGUAGAAAUAAGAAGCAGAGAUGUAACAAAGUGUCAACUGCAUAAAAUUAUCGUCAGGAAAUUUUUAGUCUGUGUAUAUUCUAAUAAUUCCAAUAAAGAAUGUCUUUACACCAUUUACAUAAUCUAUAAUUACAUUUACAUAUUAAGCUUAAAGCUAAAACAUUCAUAAUAUGAUCAUAAUACAUCACAGUAACUUACCUGAAUAUUUGCAAUAUUCAAUAUGCAUAACCUGUGUGAUAGUGACAUGCUUCAAUAUAGUUUGGCUUUGGCAUUCACAUGGAUAAUCUGUUUUUCGGUCCAUCAAUACCACAGACAUUUACAGCAAAAAAUAUGCCAGUAAAUUGGCUUAGGUACCAAGGCUUAAUCGUGGAUAAGGAAAUCUCUUUUUCCACUAUGUAAUUUUAGUUUUUUAAACAUGUGUAAGCAUUCAUUCUGUGUAAGCCAGUUACUUUUUUGUCUUCAAAAGAUUUGCAAAUCACCUACAGCUAAUAGAAAAGCCUUUCCCCCCUGACAAAAGUCACUUCCUCUCUAAGAAAACCAAGUAAAAAGUAAAAUAAAUGUACACAAUUUAUGCAAAGACACAAAAAACUAAUAAAUAUUUCUAAAUGUAUGGGAUAGGGAGGUUCGAAAAAGCAUUUGGUUUUCCAGUCAGUAUGACAUAUAUCUUGUGUGUCAGACGACAAUUUUUAUUUUGGUGCAAAUUUAUAUGCAAGAUGUAAAAAGCCUGGCUAGAAGCAAAACCUUUAGUGUUGACACAUUUGCAUGUUUGAUAUAUUACUGCUCCCCGUUAUCUCCCGAAUUGCCAUUAUUACUGUAAUCCUAACCAUAUAUAUAUAUAUAUAUAUAUAUAUAUAUAUAUGUUUGUUCAAGACUCAGAACAACUGCCCUCUCCUUUAUUUUCUUUCUUCUGCUUCAGGUAGACCGGAAGAAGAACUAGGCAGUUUAUUUCAUUUUUUAAAAACCAGGUCAUGGAUUUUGUCCACCUGACUUGAAACCGAACAAGUAGCCAUUGUUCUAUAUCUGCAGUUUGGCAGCAUGGACUAUGUCUAUUUCGGAGGGUGUGUAUAUAGUGCUUCAAAUGACACUCAAUAGUACAGAUGUACAGGUUUUUAUUCAUUGCUCUUGAUAUGUAUGAAGAUAAUUGUAUUGUUUUUUGAAUGCAUCAACAGGGAGUUUUGAAUUAUGAACAAUGAAAUAAUGACAUGCUAAAUAAAGUAAUUAAACUGGAA
Trichomycterus rosablanca is the source of this 11536-nucleotide messenger RNA. RefSeq names its product MAGI family member, X-linked a (gene magixa). NCBI's taxonomy places the organism in Eukaryota, Metazoa, Chordata, Actinopteri, Siluriformes, Trichomycteridae. The record is from RefSeq and is a predicted model, not a curated record. Gene Ontology annotation, biological process: signal transduction. The coding region runs from base 344 to 4225 and encodes 1293 amino acids. Gene Ontology annotation, molecular function: protein binding. Gene Ontology annotation, cellular component: cell-cell junction; cytoplasm. The transcript has 17 exons.